Triticum dicoccoides is the source of this 1267-nucleotide messenger RNA. RefSeq lists its product as uncharacterized. The record is from RefSeq and is a predicted model, not a curated record. Bases 95 to 1114 code for a protein of 339 amino acids. Lineage: Eukaryota; Viridiplantae; Streptophyta; Magnoliopsida; Poales; Poaceae. The transcript has 3 exons.
UCCUAAAACAGGGAAGGCGGCAUUCAUAUUCAUUUAUGUCUUUUUACACUGUGAAUAUAUUUACUUACUUCGCUUUGGUUCCUUUUUCAGGGCCAUGGCCAGGAACGGCGCAAAGAAGGUGGCUAACAAGAAGAAGAAGCAGAAGGAGGGAGCUGCCAAAUUGGAGAUUGAGGAGCCACAGGUCCGUAGACCACCCAAUUGCCGCUGUAUCGCACUAAAGGAGCAGAUUGCUUAUCCGUCAAAGUCUGUAACAGUGUAUGUCGAGGGUCUUGCAAAUGAUAUAACUGAGGUUGGGGAACCUGCUGGGGAGUUUAUCCGCCCACAAAAUCCGGAGGGGAACCUAAUACCACCUGCUCAGAAGAUAUUUCUGCGGAUUAUUCAUAUGACCUUUGAUGAAAUUGAAGCAGGCUGGCCCUUCAGCAAGCUGAAUCAAGACACUGUGAUCGUAACAGAGCUUGAUGUCCCACUACUACGUGAGGACAAUAGGGUUGAGGCCAGCGAUGCCACUGUUGCAAGCUGCGUUAACCAGCUGGCGAAUAUGCUGCACAGCAUCAUCAAUGCCGCCAGCCCAAGCUACGCAGCAAACCCAUCAGUAAAUAAGGAUCUCCAGCACUUAAUCAAGCUAAUAAGGGAGUACCAGAGAGGGGCCAGCAGCUUUCUGAUUCGGUACCACGCAACUAAUCUGCCGAUCAUAAACAGGUGCCAGACCUACAUAAAGAUGUUUGAUCAUGUGACUCAGAUCUUAAGGUUCACCGAUCCAGAGGCUUACAAUGUGGUGAUGAAGGCGGUGGAGGUCCCGGCGGGCUGGGAUGGCAACGUAGUGCAGAAUGAAUUCCUCGCCCUGUACUUUUACCAUGGCCACUACGAUCCAACAGGUACGAAACCCACAACAGAUCCUGUUCUAGAGCCUCUAAGAUACAUGAGGCAUUGCCCUUCACACGUGAUGCUCCGCGGAGGUUUAGUUGCUUUCACACGGACAGAUCUUGGAUUUGCGCUAUAUCAAAGAAUGCCCCAAGUGGUGCUAUCGAUGCAGAUGGCCCUUCAAAGGCUGGGAGAGCUGAAAUACCUAGGCACAGAGAGCGAUUUUCAAGGUCUUCUUAGGAUACAGAUAUAGAACAGUGUGCCAAGCCACCUCUCCCAUCUCGGAGGGGGAGUAACUAUACGUGUACAUAAUUAAUUACGUUGUGGGCAUUAUGGCUGUUAACUGUAAAUUUAUUCACAGCAGUGGAACCCCCUAUUGCUACAUCCCAUAUGUUACAACUUAUUA